CCUAUAUAUUUAUCAGGGAGCCUAUGUUGCAGAUUCUAAGAAACAAGGGCGAGAGGAGCAGAGGAGUUUCCGUUAUCCAUUAUCUUUCUCUAUCUAGCAAUAGCCAUCUCUCAUCUCUCUCUAGAAAUUCUCAGAUAAUCUCUUAUCUUUCGAAAUCAAAUUAAUUAGGGUUUUUGCGAAUCUCUCUUGUUCGAAUUUGAAUCCCUGUGUUUUGCAGCCAUGGUUUCCGAUUCGAUCAACGCUUCCAUUCCUUAUGCUCCUAAGGAUUUCGGCAAGAAGAAGAAGGCGAACCGUUCUGCCAAACUGAAGCAGUGCAAGCUUGAUGCUCGUCGCGAGCAAUGGCUAUCUCAAGUUAAGAACAAAGGAAGCAAGGAAGAACCGAGUGGCCAACAAGUGUCCCCGUGCGACAACGAGAGAAAGAAUGCUACAGAGAAUUUGGAGACGAAGCGAAGAGGAAGAGGAGAUGAAGAUGAGAAGGAAAAUGGUACGAUCUAUCACGAUUUCGAUUCUGACUCCCCUUCCCACAGUCCGGCUGGCAGCAGCGUUCUCAGCGGCACCGAUGCUGGCACCAAUUUCUCGGGCUCCUCCCGCAGCAGCAGUAGUAGCAGCAGUGGUGGCUGUUGCUCUGGCAGCAUUACAGAGGAGGAAGAAGAAGAAGCGGAUGAUGAUUGCUUGGACGAUUGGGAGGCUGUGGCUGAUGCUUUAGCUGCCAAUGAUGAUAACAAGCAAGAAAAUCGAAACGACAAUCCGUGUCCAUGCCUGGUGACGGAGUCCUCCCUGCAAAUUGAACAUGGUGUUCGAUCAGAUUCUAGUUCCAAUAAUUUGGGUUCUACUUGUGAGGAUUUGAAGCAAGAGGGCCCAAGAAAGGCACUACCUAGACUGUCUCCUGGGAAUAGCCGGGCGUGGAGGCCGGAUGAUGCAUUUCGCCCACAGAGUCUUCCUAAUUUGUCGAAGCAGCGGAGCUUUCCAAAUGCAGAGGGGCAUCGUGGACAGGGUGGAUUCCCGUGGCAUUGUUCAAAAGCUGUUAACGUGCCUUCUUCCUGCCCUAUAUGUUGCGAGGAAUUGGAUGUCACAGAUACGAGUUUCUUGCCCUGCAUAUGCGGAUAUCGGCUUUGCCUCUUUUGUUACAAUAGAAUACUGCACGUGGAGGAUGGGCGCUGUCCAGGUUGUAGGAAGAACUAUGAGGGCAAUGCUGAGGAGGCAGAGCUGAGCGUGAAUGGAGGUAGCCUGAGUUUUAGGUUGUCUCGUUCUUAUAGCAUGGUCGCUAGGUCUUAGGAGGAUGAACCUAUGUUUUGUUGAAUUGCAUAUGUUGGGUUUAUCGCUCCCCUUUAUCUCGACUUGCAUGUUCUGUUUUAGACUCAGUUUCGUAGAUACUUCUUGUUGCGGGGGUAUAGCUGGUUGUCUUUUGGCACCCGGAAUUGAUUUACUUAUCGUAUGGGCUUUGUUCUUAUCUGUUUGGUGCAUAUGUUGAUGUAGGGAACUCAAUGUUUUGGUCUGUGAAUACAUAAGGCGGUAUAGAAAUACAUAAAAAAAAUUUACAAUA
This is a messenger RNA of Hevea brasiliensis (rubber tree), 1543 nucleotides long. RefSeq lists its product as uncharacterized. Lineage: Eukaryota; Viridiplantae; Streptophyta; Magnoliopsida; Malpighiales; Euphorbiaceae. Bases 220 to 1275 code for a protein of 351 amino acids. Gene Ontology annotation, molecular function: ubiquitin-protein transferase activity. Gene Ontology annotation, cellular component: CCR4-NOT complex. Gene Ontology annotation, biological process: protein ubiquitination. The transcript has 3 exons. The record is from RefSeq and is a predicted model, not a curated record.